Messenger RNA from Haliaeetus leucocephalus (bald eagle), 5279 nucleotides. It is a transcript of the gene RGS8, whose product is annotated as regulator of G-protein signaling 8. NCBI's taxonomy places the organism in Eukaryota, Metazoa, Chordata, Aves, Accipitriformes, Accipitridae. The transcript is spliced from 6 exons. The record is from RefSeq and is a predicted model, not a curated record. Bases 19 to 723 code for a protein of 234 amino acids.
GGUCCUUCGCCCUCCCUGAUGCACUGGGAGUCUGCAGACACUGUUCCUCAGGGUCCCAACCAGCCAUGUCCAUCAAGCACCAAAAGCCACGUAGCCACCACCCUGCUGCCAGCUGCAAGACAGAAGACAGCUCUGCUCUCUCCCCAGAGCCUCUUUGACCACGCUGUCGGCACAGACCCACCGGCAGAGAGGACAGGUCAAAGGCAGAACAGAGGGAUGAGGACUCGCCUGGGCUGCCUGUCUCACAAAUCAGACUCAUAUAAUGAUUUCACAGCUAUUCUUCCGGACAAGCCCAACCGGGCUUUGAAAAGACUGUCAACAGAAGAAGCAACAAGAUGGGCAGACUCUUUUGAUGUCCUUUUGUCCCAUAAAUAUGGGUUGGCCGCUUUCCGUGCUUUCCUGAAGACAGAGUUCAGCGAGGAAAACUUAGAGUUCUGGCUCGCCUGCGAGGACUUCAAGAAGACCCGCUCGGCAGCCAAGCUGGCCUCCAAGGCUCAGCGGAUCUUCGAGGAGUUCAUCGAUGUGCAGGCUCCUCGAGAGGUGAACAUAGACUUCCAGACACGGGAGCUGACAAGAAGAAAUAUGCAGGAGCCCUCCCUCUCUUGCUUUGACCAAGCUCAGGGGAAGGUGCACAGCCUGAUGGAGAAAGACUCUUACCCCAGGUUCCUGAGAUCCAAAAUUUACACAGACCUGCUGUCUCAAACCCAGAGGAGGCUAAGCUAGAGCAGCGAUGGGGCCCUCAGAAACCACGUGCUUCCCACAACAGCCAAAACCCAUGUCUAAAUGUGAAACUUUCUUGGUGUUAAAAGCAGUGGGAAUGAGAAAAGAGGGAGAAGAGGAAGAGGAGGCUUCCAGAGCAUGAUCCAGAUGUGGUAUUAGGACUCUCUGAGUUUCCGCACUUUUUUUUGGUUAGCGGUAGCAUCUUGCAGUUGUUGCCUCUCUCUAGCACAAACCCAUAAUCCUCUCUAGUCAUGGGGUCAUCUGUUGGGAAAGCAGGUUUCCUUUAAAACUGCUACGUUGGUUUGUGUGUAAAUAACACCACUGCACCUUUCCAUCCUUCCAGACGUGUCCCUGGCUCUCACCUCUCCCCUGUGUUUGGAAGGGCCCUAAGGGCAGUUCCAAAACUUGUGAAGCCAAGUCUCGUCCAAAGCAUUGUCUCCCACGCUGGCUGCUGGGGUCCAGAUCCAGAGACUGAGGGGAGGUAGAGAGGGCAAAGACACAUGAUUCAUGCUGCUUCCCGGCAUGGAAACCAUACCAGCGAACUCAGCUCACCUUUCCAUUUUGGUUCCACACCUUAUGACACCAGCUGCUACCCUGUCACAGCCCUUAUCUUUCAGGGAUGGAGACUAAGAGUUAUUUUCUGUAUGACAGUCAAGGAGCCGAGUUUUUCUCAUGAGGAAGGUAAUCCUAAAAGCUCUCACUAGACCUGGUCAGGCGAGUCUUCUAGUGAGAAGGAUUGUUUUUCAUUAACAUUAUUUACUUGUACUGUAGUUCAGCCUCAGGACCCCAGUUGUUGUUCAGGCUUCAUUGUACUAGGCACCGUACCAAAACCUAACACAAAGAGACUCCGGGCCGCCAGAGACAUUAACAGGCUUGGUGGCUUCUCGGGAGCAACCUGCCAGCUGUCGGGAAAGAGUCAAGAGAAGGAAUGUCCUAUCUGCCCCAUGCUGAGAUCUAAGAAGAGCACAAGACCUGUCUGCUAUGGCAGAUAGCAUUUUUCAUGUAGUACCUGACCAGCGCAUGGCAGGGAGAGGUAACAUGAAAAAUCACAAUUAUAUUUUUGUUAUUUACUGCUUAUUGACUGUUGUUACCUACCGAUGUUCCACUGUGGGUUCAAUGCCAUGUGAAGAACUACUAAAGACACGGACCCUCUUGCAUGGUGCUUGCUUAAAAACAGGACACAGGGAAGCAUGCAGUGAGCAGGACGAGCAUCCGGGUGUGAAGUGGUGUGAAGGGUACUUUGGCCCUGUUCCCAUAGCCUGGAUAGCCAGCUGCAGGAGAAGACUCUGUGCAGAUGGCAGUUGUGUAGCACCUCCUCUGUGCUGUGCAGUAAUACUUACCAUCUGAAGGCCCCAUUUCUAUGGCAUUGCUGUUCCAGCUUAUCGGCUGUCAGAUUCUUGCAAUAUUUUCUAGUGGAGAAGCAGACAGCCUGUCUGUGGAUUUGAGCCUACAGACCAGAGGUCUAUUUUCUUAGUUUUAUGAAGGCCUGGAAAGUGACCCCAUGGAUCUUUUCCUUCUCUGAAUCACCCACGGAUCAGAGGCUGUAAACUUCUGCUCUAGUUGAGAGGAGUGGUGGGUAGGUUUGAUACAUCAGAAAGCUGGUGAUGAAGGUUUAAUGUGGUGUAAACUAGGUAGACUGAAUUCUACAGCUAAGUAUAACGUGUUUGGAAUGAGAUACAAAAAACCUGCUUGGAUAUUAAAAGUUACUGUCCACGCAUUAGGUAGGAAGCAGGUUUUGAGGCUUUUUGUAAGGAUGCUGCACAGGGCAUUAGAACAAAUAGGUUUAGGAUCAAGAUAGGGAUGGUAAGCAUGUUUGUUUUAUUUUGGAGGUGUGUUCCUGUGGUCUCUAAGACACUAAAGUCUAAAUAUGGUGCAAGUGCAAAAUUUAUGUUCAGCAGGGAAACAUGCUUUUCAGUACCUGGUUGGUCAGCUCUAGAAUUCUCCAGUUGUUUUGUAGGAAAAGAUCAGUGGAAGAUGGGCACUGAAAAGUGCCCCAGAUUCAUCCAAGGGGUCUACAUCAUGCAGUGGCUCAACCAGCUGUGAGUUUAGCUGUUCAUGAGCCCACAGCUUUACAGCAAACAAGGUACCUGGCAAAGAAGACCUAGUAGGACAGGUCUCUGGGGAAACUUGUGCAAUGUUCUGGAAGGAGUCAAAGACAGAAGCAAAGGAUAUAGAUUCAUGCAUCUAGUGGCUGCCCCUCAUGGUAUCUGGGCUAUAGGAAGUGGAACAGAGUCACGUCACCUAUACAGCCCCCUCCUGCUAUAGGUGAAAGGGAAGGAGGAGGGCAAAUCACCCCACAUUGCGGUGAAACACUUUCAAUGCUUGACCUGCAAGGGAGGAUGCAAAGCCACUGACUGUGAGGAGGGGCUGGAAUAACUCUCCUUUCCAAGAAAAGUCUAUGUCUACUACACCUGCAUAACACAGGAUGGACUGGGAUCUCUCAGGGUCAUGCUUUGCUUUGGCCGAAAUAGUUCCCCUUGAGAUGGCCUGUGGUGCCAGCUGUACCCAGUGUCACUGCAACCGUAAAAUGGCACUGCGACCGGUGAUCCAACCGCUGCAACGCAGCAGCUCAGCUUCCCGAUGCUGUGUUGCCAAACAAGCUGUGUUGCAAGGGAUGACGGGAGGCCACCUCAUCUGGCCCUGCCUUCCUCCGUUUCAGCCUCCUUUUGACUGCACAUACAAAAAGCAUCCCAGUGCUGCCCUGGAUGUAAGAGACAGCAGUCUUAGGCAGUCAUUGCGUUCAAAGAGAAGGCAGAAAGCCACAGUAGCUGCCUUGUGGUAUUUCUCUUAAAGCCACCGAUAAACCUUCUGAGUGGACUUGGAUGAUGCUGACCUCUAGUGCCAGCUGAUACAUCCCAGACAAGGGUUUUUCGGCAAAGUGCCCUGCAGCCUCCCAUGGCAGUGAGGGUCACAGAGACAACCAGCCGAUGGGGAAACAGCAGAACCCAGAUGUUUUUGUCGAGGAAUGAGGAACAGAUACUCAGAAGUGUGGACAAUUCCCCAGCUUCCCUGAUGACUACAAAGGCUGGUCCUGUUCGGAGUGUGACUCCAGAAAACCCAGUAUGUAACAUCUGUCAGCAACCUCCUCCAGCAUUGGUGCUGUCAUCCUUUCAGUUUGUGUCAGAACUCGUGGAAAAACUUCAAAGUAGCCAACACCCUGUAAAAACCAAGCUCCCCUCUCUCCUCUAUUGACCUGGGGAAUUGCUUUGAGUGGGUGCAUUCAGAACUGCCAUUGCUGCAGUGGUGACAGGAACUGUAUUCACAUGCCGGCUGAUGUAGGAGAAGUGUUUUGCCAAUUAAAUUGGUGCCAGAUAAUAUCCUCCAUGGGAAACAUCCUAGAGCAUAGAGUGGAGCACAAGUAUUGUCUGAGGCAUAUAAGUCUAUCACAGUUAUUUUUGUUGCUGCUCUUACAGUUUGUCUCUCCUGAAGGGAAGCAGACUAGUUAUUUAAAGUAAUUUAAAAAAAAAAACAAACCCAAGAAAUUGGCACCAGCUGCUUCUUUUAUGCCAAAUGUCAGUCUGAAGUGAAUUAAAAUAGGCAGCUUAUAGCUCUUCCCCUUAAACCAUGGGCUGAUUAAGGAAAUAACGAUGGAACCAAAGCUUCGGAAAGCACUGAGUGAUGACUAAUCCCUAUCAAGGACAAAUAUCCUAUCUUUGAUUCAUCUCUUACUGAUGUGAAAGGGUUAUUCAUAACUUAUAACCCUGUUUCCCCUCUCCACAACCACACACCUCCAAGAUUUUCCUUCUGUUUCAAGUGAUGUCAGAGUGUGCCAUCACAUGAAGAGAGGAAAAAAAAAAAAAUUGUUUCCCUCAGCUCCUUUUAUUCUGUUUUUGCUGGCCUGUAUCCAGUCAGCUCCCAAGUCCUUUGACAGCAAAAGGGAAAAAGAGUUUACAAAUUGCCUUUCCCUUUUCUAUAAGCUUCAGGUGUUGUUAACUCCAGAAGCAGAUGCAGAACCCCAAUCUGCUUUGAGUUUCUUUCUCCUGCUUUGGCCCAUCAGCCAGGUUUGGGAUGAUUUCCAUCACUUUUACUGGACUUGUUAAUGUACUGAUGGGUCCCUGCCCUCCACGCUGGGAAGGUGUGAAGGGCAAAGUCCUGCUAGGCUAAGCAGGGGAGGGAAAUAGGUGUGUGUGUGUCUGUGGGAGUGGAUGGGUGGGAGUGCAUGUGACUUCACGUGUAUGUUAUUUAGUGUCUCCUACUAGAGAAGCUUUUCUGAGACAUAGAUGUGCAUGUUAAAAUAGGAGAAUUAGGCAUAAAUGACAUAAAAUGAGAUUUUUAGCCAGUGUUGUGUUUGCCUUGUGCGUAAGUUUCACUAGUAAUAAGAGACGUAAAACUCUGCUCGGCUUCCAGUUACCCAUAAGAGCACAUGUAUCAAACUGAACUGAAUGUUCACUGAUAGACACAAAACCAAAAUGUUUACAGCAUUCAGAGCAAUAGCAAAGCAUACCUCAUGCCAGUCCUGGAGUGCCUCUCACCUGUCAGUGCAAGCUCUCCCCUCCCUGGGGGCCUCUUGCUUCUCCCUCCAAACCCCUCUCUCCUUCUCAGUCCUGUCCUUGUGGUCU